This is a messenger RNA of Mycotypha africana, 800 nucleotides long. RefSeq names its product protein-tyrosine phosphatase-like protein. Lineage: Eukaryota; Fungi; Mucoromycota; Mucoromycetes; Mucorales; Mycotyphaceae. Gene Ontology annotation, biological process: dephosphorylation. The record is from RefSeq and is a predicted model, not a curated record. The transcript has a single exon. Gene Ontology annotation, molecular function: phosphoprotein phosphatase activity. The coding region runs from base 17 to 400 and encodes 127 amino acids.
GUACAUUAUUUGUUUAAUGCUUUUCUGUCAACGUCAAAAAGCGACGUUUAUCAUUGGACAAAAAGUGCUCUCGAAAAUGGGCGUCAACAAGAUGUACAAGGAAUUUGCGACGUACUGUAAACAGGAAAUACGUGAAGCGUUGAUGGUGUUUACAGAUGCACAAAACUAUCCUAUUGAAAUACAUUGUACACAAGGCAAAGACAGAACCGGUCUUGUGUCGGCCUUGAUCAUGCAUAUUGCAGGUGUGCCAGAAGACAUUAUUGUGCGAGAUUAUGCAAAAACACAAAAAGGCUUGGCACCCAUCUAUCAAAGCAUGUUGGAAGAAGUGCGCCAAGCAGGGUUAUCGGAUGAUUUUGCUGAAGCGCCCCCUCAGGUACGGGAAGGAGGGAAGAGAAAGUAGAGCACACGUGACCCCUCUCUCUUUUACUCACUCCAAGUAAUUUUUUUUUUUUUUGGUAUAGAAUAUGCGUGAUUUGCUUGCUUUCCUUAAAAAAGAGUAUGGUUCCAUUGAUCAGUAUUUGGAUGCCAUCCAAUUUGGCAACGACUAUCGACAACGCAUCCGAGAUAUCGUAUGUGUGUGACAUCCGAUCCAUGACAAGCUCCCACAUUAAUUUGAAAUGCAUUAAAUGUAUAAUAAUAAAAAAAAGAUCAAGUUGCAUGUGUGUUUGUGUCUAGACUUUGUAGUCCAAAGCAGGAAAUAUAUAAGAAUUUGAUCCACCUAUGCGUGUUCACAUGUCCACCCUGCUGGCUGGAUGUUUUCGAUGAUAAGCAGGCUUGUCUUUUUUUUUUUUUUUUCCUGG